AUGUUCGAUGUGAAGAGCGUGCACGAAAGGGAUACGGAGGAGCUUCUGGCUCUCCUGUCGGACAUUGCGAGGGCAAUGUCCGACAUAAACGACAUCGUGAUGGAAAUCGGAACGACCAAGAUCGCCCACGCUUGUGGGGCGGCACAAGCGGAGGUCCUCAAUCAGAACGCGGCGGUGGUCGCGGAGCUGAAGAACCGGGACCAAAACUCGCGAAAAAAAGCGGAGUCCACCGAGGGACCGCGCAAGAUCGAGAAAAAAAUUUUGGAGUACAUCCUGGCGACCGCGCGAGCGUUGAUCGAGUAUAUCCUCGACCAGGCUCAAUAAUAAUCGAAUAUUCUACACAUAUAAAAACGUGAAUCGACAAAUAAAAAAUCUUUGAAUGUCUGUCUUUAUAUCCGGGUACCCUAUACACUCGAAAACGGCUGAACCGAUCGUCGUGGUUUGGGAGCGUGUUCUGUGAA
This is a messenger RNA of Galendromus occidentalis (western predatory mite), 461 nucleotides long. RefSeq lists its product as uncharacterized. The transcript has 2 exons. Lineage: Eukaryota; Metazoa; Arthropoda; Arachnida; Mesostigmata; Phytoseiidae. The coding region runs from base 1 to 324 and encodes 107 amino acids. The record is from RefSeq and is a predicted model, not a curated record.